AUGCAUCCUUUCAUAUCGUUGGUACUGGUUGGAUUAUCUUCUACCCAACUAGUCUGGGCAUCAUUCAACGACAGGGCCACAUCUGAUGUCCUACCAUAUGCCUUGGAAUACGCACCCUUGGUCUGGCUUCAUAGCCAGGAAAUCUACCUGCCGAGCGACAACCAGCAGCAGCUCGAUCAUACCAGACCCAACGUAAACUGGACAACCGUUGAGGGAGUGGAGUCGCCCCUGACACUCAACAACCUUGACACGCUCAACUAUAUGGGAAAUUCAAGCGUCUAUCUAACCUCUCUAGGGGGCAUCGAAGCCAAUCCAGAGCCAUCCUGGUUCCGAGAUAUUAGACCGGACUCACAGUGGCGAACAGGCAAUGGUACAGGGAGUGUCAUGAUUAUCGCAGAUCGCGGUAAUGAAACCGUUGAUGCGUUCUACUUUUACUUCUAUGCGUGA
Molecule: messenger RNA, 447 nt
Organism: Penicillium digitatum Pd1
Lineage: Eukaryota; Fungi; Ascomycota; Eurotiomycetes; Eurotiales; Aspergillaceae
Product: Vacuolar protein sorting-associated protein 62
Source: RefSeq, a predicted model, not a curated record